CUCACCUAAGACUUGUUUUCAUUGAGCUCAGCUGAUCUUCUUGAGUCUCGACCUUUGUACCUUUGAACGAUCGUACGCUCUUCCAUUAUCCUCUAUCACGCUGGAAACCGGCCUAAAAAGCUUCUUUUUAUAAUUGUGCAGCAAUUCAAAGUGGAAAAGAAUAAAGUCAUUAUUUAAUUUCAAGUUUAAAAAGUGUUGUGAAGAAGCGACGUUGUCCUGGGAUCUUGGUUUUGGGGCAGCAGCUCGGGGUCCGUCUGCGUCUAGUCUGGAAUGUGGUGGUUCCAGAGAUCCGCCACCUGCUUAUUUUGAGGGAUUCAGCCCAUGUGUCUGCAGGAUAGGCCUGUUUGGUAGACCUGCAUUGCAAAUAUAAGCUCCAUGGCUGCUCCUCCGAAGCCGUGGGAACGGGGGACGAACGUCAUCCUUAACCAGAGGCAGUCUUCCUUUCAUCCUGAUCUUGGGUUUUCUUCUCAAAACACUGGUGGUGGGGGAACUGCUCAGUAUGAUAGUCGUCCACCGCUACCACCGAGACCAACUACAUACAGUAGUAAUAGUACUUUGUCAAGGCCAUAUUACAGUAACUACAACUCCUAUUCUCCAUUUAGCAGCUAUGGAGGAUCCAUGUUCGGGGGAUAUGGAAGUUACGGUGGCUAUGGUCAAUAUGGGUCAAUGGGAAGUAGUUUACCAGAUGAAAACAGAUUUAUCCAGGUUGCAGAGGACAGCUCUCGUCAAGCAUUCCAAAGUAUAGAGAGCAUUGUCCAUGCUUUUGGUUCUGUGAGCAUGAUGUUAGAAUCUACUUACCAUGCUGUGUAUAGCUCGUUUCGUGCAGUAUUGGGAGUUGCAGAGCACUUUUCCAGAAUGAAGUCACAUUUUGCUCAAAUAUUUUCUGCGCUUGCUGUUGUGAGGACUUUAAAGUGGAUUAUGAAAAAACUUCUCUAUAUUAUUGGUUUAAGGUCCCAAGACCCGAGCUUAGAAGCAGCAUGGCGCAGUACAGCCACUACUGCAGCAACAUCUCUAACCGAAGCGGACCUGAAACAGUCGAGGUCUUCGUGGCCCAUUGUUAUGUUUUUAGCUGUGGUUUUCGGUGGUCCAUACCUCAUCUGGCACCUGUUGUCAUCUUUAGUACCCUCUGGUGCUUCUCAAGGGUCUCAGAAGUGGCAUAAAGGCUACAGUGAUCACUAUGCAGCUGUAUCUUUAUACAGUUUCCAGGCUGCAAGUAAAAAGGAACUUUCUAUCCAAACUGGACAGAACCUGUUUCUAGCUCCCAAAGAUCUUCAGCCCCAAGUGCGAGGAUGGCUUCUUGCAUCUAAUGGAAAAGAAAUGGGCUUAGUACCUGCCAACUACCUCAAAAUUUUAGGCCUUAGAAAAGGUUCAUCACAUCAAGGUACAGCAAAUGCACCAAGUAUGACUGGGUCAAGAGUUGCUCCUGGAAUUCCAAGUAUGCCGGUGUUGAAGCAAAGCAAACAGCAGUUGCCAUCACUCAGUGUUGCAGAGAACUCAGAUCCUGCUUUAAUGAACCAGAGUCCUUCUGGGGGCCCUGCACCAAAUAGUAGAAGAUCAGAAAUUAGGAAAAAGAGUUUACUAGAUAUAGGUAUACCUGAGCAACACUUACCUUUGCUUCAAAAAAUGGGCUCACCGGAAACCCCACAGAACAUGGGUGGACCUGGGAGGUCAACCGUUUCAGGGCAACAAGUGGAGGGAUCAGGUGCUUUGCCAAACUUUGUCACUGGAAAACCAGAUGUUUCGGGAGAGAGGGGUCAGGAAGAGACUGUGGAAAGUAGGUCGACUCCUGUUAUGGGUGAAGAAAUUAAGGGAAAAGACAUUUUACUAGACAUUGAAGCUGCGGAACUAGACAAGAGAAGUGACGCCUCGGCAAACAGAGGAAUGCCAAAUGGUUCAUUUUCAACAAAAAGUCAGUUGGUGCAUGCAAGUGAUACAAUGGAACAAGACAUAAGUGUUCUAGUUGGAGUGGAAGAAACAGGGGAGUGUAUAAGCACUGAUAAGGCUGGAGGAAAUGAUGAAAGUUUGGAUGAAAAAGGUGAGAAUAGUGGAAAUGAAUAAAUGUGGUGAAUUUUUUUUUUAACAUUUACGUGUAUGUAUAUUUUAUGAAACUAGUCAUACAUAUCUGUUUUGAGCAGUAUAAUAAACCAAGGUGUGUUUUUCUAUUGGAUUUUAUCUUAGGAGUUGGAAUGUGAACAACUCCAUUGUUCAACUGGUUUUCUGCCAUAACCUUGCACCAAGUUUGAAAACAGACAGCUUGAAAAUACGUGUCUUUUAGACUGUGGAAUUGCUAACUGUAACCAGUCUAGUUUCCAUGUGGCAGGAAAAGUAACCAGUAGAGCUUUUUCCUCACUGUAUUUUGUUGAAUUGUUUAUAUGGUUACCAGGAUUUUUAACAUUCUAAGCAAAUAUGACUUUUUGUUAGAUUAAAAUUUCAAGUGCUCUAUACUUACAUAUACUCAAUUUUAAAGUGCUCUUAAGUACACUAUACAGGCUGAGAAUUUUGUGUUCAGGAUUUAAGAGGGAAUAUUUUUUGUUCAGUGAAUGAGUCAUUCAGGAAAUCUAGUACUAGUACCUAUUCAGGAGAUUGUAUUUUAUGAGAAUUCAGCUAAAAAAACCAAUCUAGAAAGUGUGAAAUACUCUAGUACUGUGUACAUAGUAUUGUGAUGUUUCUUCAUUGUAGGGCAUUACUGCUAUAGUUUAUGUGUAAUCUUUACACUUCAUGGAAGAACAAGUAUUACCUAUCUGCGAUUUUGCUUUUCAGAAUUUUGAAAGGUUCCUAAUUUAGAAUUGCAUUGCACUUUAAAAUGGUUUAUGCCCACCAUUAUUAUUCCAUAUAUUUAUAACUGCCUUUACAUACUGUGAAGAAUUGAGAUAAAUGAGUUCCUUCCUAAAAAGAUGCAGUUUUUAUAGAUUCAUUCCAAAAUAAUUAGUGACUAAGUUUUGUGCUAUUGUAAAGAGGGAUUUUGGACAUCAUUUGUGAAUAUUGUGACCUAAUAAAACCCCAUUUUGCAA
Macrobrachium nipponense is the source of this 3011-nucleotide messenger RNA. RefSeq names its product peroxisomal membrane protein PEX13-like. Gene Ontology annotation, biological process: protein import into peroxisome matrix, docking. The coding region runs from base 376 to 2058 and encodes 560 amino acids. The record is from RefSeq and is a predicted model, not a curated record. The transcript has 7 exons. Gene Ontology annotation, molecular function: protein binding. Gene Ontology annotation, cellular component: peroxisome; peroxisomal importomer complex; peroxisomal membrane. Lineage: Eukaryota; Metazoa; Arthropoda; Malacostraca; Decapoda; Palaemonidae.